Oncorhynchus masou masou (cherry salmon) is the source of this 942-nucleotide messenger RNA. RefSeq names its product stathmin domain containing 1 (gene stmnd1). The record is from RefSeq and is a predicted model, not a curated record. The coding region runs from base 142 to 942 and encodes 266 amino acids. Lineage: Eukaryota; Metazoa; Chordata; Actinopteri; Salmoniformes; Salmonidae. The transcript has 5 exons.
AUGGGUCGCGCUAUCUUGGAAAGUGUGAAGGAAUGCGACUGAUUGAGAGGUUCCCUUUGCGUUAAUAUCCCGCGAAAUGCUCUAUUAAUGGUAUAUCAAAAAGAAAACUUCUAGCCGAACACUGUUCUCUUGAAAGUAAAUAUGGGAUGCGGCACCUCCAGGUUCACGGUGGUCGAGCCCAUGAGAUCAAGCGAGUUGGACGGAGGAGAGGAUGACACAGUGAGUAAACAAGGCUGUAGGGGCGACUCUGCAGUGUCAAAGUUAACCACAGACAGUGGAGUGGUCCUGGACACUGGUGAGGUUCCCACCUUACUGGGGGCUGUACCCAGGAAACUAUCACCACUGGCAGCCCACAUUCCUGGCCUGGCCCAGGAGAGUGGUGAGAGACCCAGGUCCAGUGAGAUCCUGGAACAGCUUCUGAGCCAAGGCAUCAUCGCCCAGCCCAGGGAGAGGGCCAGCGGCGAGGCAUACAACAUCAUGAUUGAUGACAGAGAGACACCCAAACGUCGGCCUACCCCUCACCUGGAGUCUCUGAAGGGCAAGAGGGACCAGUCUGUCACCAUCCAAGUGGACAUGGAGGAGAGGAUGAGACAGACGGAGGAGGAACGGAAGGAGGAGCUGAACGUGAACCUGAUGCCUAAAUCAGCUGGUGUCCAUGACCCAGAAGCUGCAUUAAUAACCGGAGAGGGGGACGUAGUCAGCCCUGUGGAGGUCCUCCACGCCCCUGAUGCCCCUGAGACCCCACCCAGCCCAAGAGGGAUCCAGCAGGAGCCACUGGAUCCAGAUCCAACUCAGACUCAAGGAGGAGGGAGUGGAGGGGUCAGGGAGGACGGGGGAGAGGGAGUCAUAAGUGGGCUCAGUGGGCAGCUUCUCUCAGCCUCUCUUGAGAUGGAGAAUGACUCCACAUUUCAACAGACUGAACAAGCUGAGGAGCAAUUCUAG